AUGUGUUCAAAUUUAUCAAAGUUUCAAAAGAAGACUAGCCGUGCAGCAUUUAACGAAUGGAACAAUACAGCAAAUAAACGUAAAGUAAUCAACAAAUGGCUACAAAACGAAAAUCAACCAAUUACUCAAACAACUCCUCUAUCAAUCCUUCAUUACAACAUUAGAUACUUUUAUUCAAACCAAAGUGAAUUAUUGGACAUCAUAUCUCGUUUCAAUCCAAUGAUUAUCUCAUUAAAUGAAUUAGGAACGUACGUAUCGGAAAAAGCAAUCAAACAACACUUAUUCUCGUACAAUAUUUUUACAAGCAGAGGCACAAAUUCACAUGGUGGGGUCGUACUUGCAAUUGAUAAAAAAUUUAAUGUAAUUCAACUGGAUAUCAAUGAACUAAAUAUAAUAGCGGUUCAACUUAUUUAUAACAAUCAAACAUAUCUUAUAGUAUCAACUUAUUCACCACCACAAGAACCCUUACCAUUACAAAUCAUGUCCUUUUUCAUAAAAAACUUCAAACAUAUUAUAAUUGUAGGUGACCUUAAUGCAAAACAUGAAAACUGGGGAUGUACCUCAACAAAUCAAAAAGGAAGAGACCUGGCAAAUUGGCUGGAUAGUACUAACAUGCUUGAAAUACAAAAUCAAGGAAUGAAAACGUCUUUACGAUCUAAUACAACUAUCGAUUUAAUAUUAACAACUUCAAAUCUAUCAAUAUCUCAAUGUCAAACACUUCCAUAUAACUGUAGUGACCACCUACCAAUACUUUUCUCAUUAAAUGAAGUCCUAGUGCACAAUGGAACGUUCAGUAUCACAAAAACCUAUUGGGAAAUUUACAAAAUUCUACUAGUAACCUUUCAACCUUACAUACAACAAGAAUAUGAAUCAAAUUUUUCAAACAAUCCCACUGGAUGGUUUCAAUUAUUUCAAAAAUUCUUAGUUGCAGUUAAACGUAGAGCAACAAACCUGCACACAGCUAAACAACAACGUCCUACGAUAACACCAUCAAUCAGAGCUAUGAUCAAACACAAGCAUUAUCUACAAAACAAGUACCGGCACAGCAAAUCGGAAGAAGAUAGAGUAAGACUACGCUCAUGGAGCAAACUGGUCCAACAUGAACUAAAGUCCCUGACACAAACCAAAUGGAUGAAAUUUAUUAAUCAAGUGGCAUCUCCGAAUCCAAAGAAAUUUUGGCAAUCAGUUAAAUGCCUUAACAAAAACAAAUCCUGCACCUUCUCAGCAAUCAAUGAAGACAAUCAAAUUUAUAAAACAUCUGAAGAGAUAUUGAAUAUUUUAUAUAAUCAAUUCUCAAAAAGGUUCACUGCCCCUACAUUAAACCCCAAUAACACCUUAGAUACAUUAACUACUGCUUUAUGGAGCAAACUAUCAAAUGGUGAUCAAAAUGACAUCGAAUUAGUAUGUAUAAAUUCUGACUUAAAUUUCAACAUAAAUGACCUACGAUCAAUUAUAAAAACCUUAAAAAGCACAAACUCAUCCAGUUUUGAUGAAAUAACCAAUAAUAUCGUGAAAAAUAUUCCUGAAUGUUACUAUUCAAUCAUCAUCUCCGCAUACAACUCGUUAUUUAGAAAUGCUUCUUGGGAUGUCAGUUGGAAACAAGCAAGAACAAUAUGCCUCAACAAAGUAACUGAUCCUGCUCCUACCACCAAUCAACUUAGACCUAUAUCGUUACUUCCAACGUUUAGUAAACUGUACGAAAAACUGUUCCUAUUAAAGUUCAAUAAAUGGCUUCAAUCAAAUAACAUUUUACCAAAUCAACAAUCCGGUUCAAGAUCUCAUCUAGGUACGUUAACAAGAGUAAAUCACAUCAUUGAACAAUUAAAUCAAUCUCUAAAUCACAAUACUUUUGCGGUGGUGGUGUACGUUGACUUCCUUCAAGCAUUCGAUCGUCUUUGGCAUCAAGGACUUGUCGCAAAACUCCACAAUUUACAUUGUCCACUUGCAUACCUAUUUUGGAUCAUCAACUAUUUCAAAGAUCGUACAAUUACUAUUGAUUAUCAGGGUAGUCUAUCAAAGCAAGUCUGUGUGUCCAGAGGAGCCCCACAAGGAUCCUGCUUUGGACCUGUAGCAUACAUUGUGAAUCACUAUGAUCUACCAAUGAUCUUUAACAAUCCUCAAGAUAUUCAUCUAUACGUAGAUGAUUUAGCCAUUAUUUACUCUCCAUCUAUCUAUCUGAAAUUUUCAAAACAAGUAAUAGAAAUCCAAUCUAGAAUAAAUUAUGAUUUACUGAAACUUGAAGAAUAUGCCGAAGCCAACAAGCAACCAAUAAACAUUAACAAGACCAACUUCGUCAUAUAUCACAGAACAGUGCAAGUACCGAAAAUACAAUUAACUUAUCAAAAUCAACCUAUUGUAAGACAGAAUUCGUUUAAAUACCUUGGAUUCCAUAUUGACUCGAAACUAUCCUUUAACAUUAUGAUCAACAAUCAACUAGUUAAAUUAAGAAAAUCUUAUUCAAUAUUAAAAUAUAUCCACUGUGCCUUUCCCACCUUUUUUGAACUUAAAAUGAAAUUUUUCCAGACUUAUACAUGGCCUCAUCUAUACAUGCUUGCUUCUAUUUAUUGUUUGUUCUCAAAUACUAGUAAAAAUCGAAUCAACUCAUUUUACAGACGUUGCCAGAGACUCAUUUACUGUUCUUACAGAAUAUCAAAUGAUACCCUUCAUGAUACAUUAAAAAUACCAACUCUAACUGAUAAAUUUCAAAGAUGCUUACAAAAAAGACUGAAGAAUAUACAAUCUCAUGAAGAAGAGUUAGUAAACUGCUAUUUACUCUACAAGAAAGUUAUAAACGAUUUAAGUGUACACUACAAAAUCAAACCAUUUAUUCCUAGCCUUCCAAUUGGUAGACCAAAUAAACGAAUUAUAAAAUUAACUGAAAUGGACAACACCACCUACUUCGAUAAACUAUGUAACUUUACAUGGGCAGCCUGA
Messenger RNA from Rotaria socialis, 2934 nucleotides. Lineage: Eukaryota; Metazoa; Rotifera; Eurotatoria; Philodinida; Philodinidae. The record is from the annotation of a GenBank genome assembly.